CUAAGUUCGUAACUUCGUGAAUGUUGCUUUUGUUACCGCUCCUUCAUGUUUCUUUACCUGUAUCAUUCCGCCUGGUAAUUACGUUUCGACGUUAUCUUGUCACAGUGUGGCCCGGUCUCGACUCAUCCACGAACGUAACGUCGACUCUCUCCAAGCCAUGUGCCACGCCGAAAACUAUUAAUCCUCGUGGUGGUGUUGCUAUCUGUCUUACUUGCUGCCUUGCCACUUUUUCUUCCUCCUUUUUGCUAGACUAGUAGUCUUCUUUGUAAGACCAUGUCAAAUUUUUCGCUUCUGGAUCGCGAUACAGUCAACGCAAACAUGCAGCUAGUGCAUGGCACGCUUGUCCAUAACGGGCGAUCUCUAGACGGCCAGGAGUACCAGCGAGGUGAUCCAGUGGCCAUCGUCGAUGCCAUUGUUAUUCGAGACCCUGAACUUCACAUCUACGAGUCCUCAAUGGGACGAAAGCCUGCUCCACUUAAGCCAUUCCACAUUCCCACCACAUCUUUCGCAACGAAGCCCAACACUCGCAUCGUUGCUGAAGGACCGAAAGCCCGACCAUACGGAAGCAUCGGCGAGCAGCACAUGGAUGGUAUGAUCGCCGACGCCAAUCCGCGGGUCAACUUUGUUUCCAUGCCGCAGAACGAGAGCAGCAACUACGUGCCUGAACAACGUGACCAGCAAAGGCAGGGUGCCAAUGCCCAAGAACCUCGGUGGGCCACGCGAGGCACCAAUGCAGAUAAUGGAAAUGCUUGGGAUACCUUGCAGAUGCCGCCACAGCACGUUCCAGAAAUGCGGCAACCCCAGUUGCCAAUGCCCCAUCGCCUUGCGGAGGAGCAAGGCAGCUCUCACAGCCACAGCGGAUCUGUGGGCCAUCGUCCUCAGCAAAUGGAAGCUAUUCACACGCAAAAUGGCCAUCGCGCUGGCCACUUGCUGGCUUGGAUUCCUUCUUCAAACGACCUUCCGUCCUUUGGAGAUGUUCAAAUGCAUCCACGGGGGCCGGAUCAGUCGAACAGACUCCCGAUGCCCGGGCUCUUCUUCCCUACGCCUGAAGAGUUCUACGAUAUUCAGAGCAACCACCCAACAUCCCAACCAUUAUCCCCCCUCCCUGCAAGCUCUUAUAGCCAGGUACAGGAAGACAGCUUGCCCUCGACUUCGCAAAGUCAACAGUCAAGACAUAUCCCGCAUCCUGACGAUUCUCACCCUUCGAUUACACGCGGAACGCAAGUCAUGGCUUGCCGAGCACCAACUCAACCCGUUCAUACGUUUACGCCGAGUGGAAUCAUCGAUUCUUUCCGACAGAGCACACAAGCUCACAUCAGCUCCUUGGAGAGUCAUUGCGAGCAAUUGCAGCAGAUCCAGGCCAGCGAUGAUCAACUUCGUCAAGCGAACGAGUCGCUCCAAGCUGCUCGACGAAACAACGAGGAGUCUUUGCGGCUUCUCGGCCUGCUCCAGCCUAUCACCGAUAUCCCUUUCAAGGGUACAGAGAAGAGGCUUCAGUCAAUCGCUGAUCAGAUUGUUGAUGCAAUCAAGAGUCUGCUUCCCGACUGCAGCGAUGGUUCUGAUAAGACGAUCGAACAGCUAGGCCAAAAAGUUCAAAGCCUCAAGGAGUUCAUUGAGUACGUUGAGGAAGUUCACCCUGAGGUGGUCAAGCGCCCGCAGGACCCCGCGACAGCAUCUACGGAUAAUAGCCAGACUGUCCCAGUCACGACUGUGACACGGGUCCCCUCAACUCCCGCGUCCGUUUCUUCUCACACUGCGGAUGAGUCUGACUCCUGUCGCUGGGUAGACAGCGAGGCUACACCCCCGCCGGAUCGAUCCGCAGCAAUGGCACUGAACCAAGACCGCUCGCGCAUGUUCCGGGACAUGACUGCUGCUCAUGGCCGUCGUCACGAGUCUCGCAUCGACACUGCUCCAGAGUCCUAUGCUCUCACCAGCUACAGCCAGCCGUCAUCUCGGAUUCAUUCACCGCUGGCUACCCACUGUGUGCCUGCGGAGCCUCCUCACGCGGCUGGCCACGGUUGCUUUCAACAGCCUCUCCCAGCACAGGUUCCGCAAACGGUGCCCAUCGCCGACUUCGGGGCCCCAAUGCAGCGCCGAACCAUGCAGGCCUACCCGCCUCCCACCUCGGUCGAGAUGACGCGGCCGAUGCAGCCCGUGUCGAGCCUUCCACCUCAGCACUACACAACGCAGCAAGAAAGCAACUUCUACCUGCGACCACCGCCACAAAACUGCCUGUCCCCAACAACCGGAGCCAGGAUGGCCCAGACUGCCUACGCUCCGCGGUCGUCAGUGGAUUAUGCGCCGGCCCAGGACUCGACGCAGAGCAACUACUAUCAGGAAGUGCGGUCUGGUCUCCCGGACCGGCGAACGGUCCGGCAGGAGCGUCCUGCUCCCUACUCCCUCAACUAUAGGGAUCAAAGGCGACGAAGAGAGAGCCAGUGACGGGCACCUCCGACUCCACACAGAAUAUUUAUCACACGUAUAUAGAUUCGUUCCAGAUUGGCUGUCGUUGAUUUCUCUAGUCGACUGUGUUGAGAGCUCCAUUUUUUCUGCAUUUGCUAUCCUGGUAUUAUGGUCUGCUCGGAUGGGGGUUAGUACGAAGACGUCAGGAAGGGUCCAAGCAACAAAGGAGCAGCUCGGGUAUAUAUACAGCGCAGGGAGUAAAUGUCGAAUAAGGGCAGAUUUCAGUAAUU
Messenger RNA from Colletotrichum acutatum, 2693 nucleotides. RefSeq lists its product as uncharacterized. Bases 274 to 2442 code for a protein of 722 amino acids. Lineage: Eukaryota; Fungi; Ascomycota; Sordariomycetes; Glomerellales; Glomerellaceae. The record is from RefSeq and is a predicted model, not a curated record. The transcript is spliced from 2 exons.